GUUUUACUGAACAAGAAACAGUAACGGGGCUGUUUUCCAAGGAUUGCAUCCUCCCUUGUUCUUUCCCACCUGGGGAUGAUGAAGUAAUUUACUGGAAGAAAGGGGACAAAAAUGUGCACAGCUACUACUACCAGAGUGAUCAGCUGGAAGGACAAGACCUGGAUUACAGACACAGAACACACCUUUUCCAUAACAACAUUCCUAGUGGAAAUGCCUCCUUGAAACUUAAUAAUUUGACCGUGACUGAUGAGGGCUCUUAUAGUUGCUAUGUGGGAACACAGCAAACUAGAACAGAAGUGGAAGUCAUGCUGCGCGUGAGAGACCAACUGUCUAAUGUGGAAGGAAGUAGCACUUCAAUUCCUUGUGAAUACAGCAACACUACAAACACUGAAGGUUUCAGUGUUGUCUGGACAUUAAACAGAAAUGCAGUGAUCUCAGUCCUGGCCUCCUUCAGUGGUACAUCUCACUCUUACCAUCCUCGAGUCCAGAUUAACCAAAGUGACUUUUCAUUGACGUUGCGUGAUCUUACUGCAAAUGACAGUGGAGAAUAUCUGUGUAAUAUUUCAACACCUCACUACACAAAACUUAUUGAGGAUGGGGACCAGUGA
Messenger RNA from Pelecanus crispus (Dalmatian pelican), 608 nucleotides. Lineage: Eukaryota; Metazoa; Chordata; Aves; Pelecaniformes; Pelecanidae. The record is from RefSeq and is a predicted model, not a curated record.